CGGCCGUAAAGCGUAGCUGUCGCGCUCCUGCCGAUUCAUUGUACUGGUUGUGCUGCUGAUGGCGUUGAGCGGAGCGGAGACUGCGGGGCUGCGGCAGGCGGCCGCCAUGUACGAGCAACUGAGGACCGAGUGGGGCAAGAAGAGCCCCAACCUGGGCAAGUGCGGGGACGUGCUGGGCAAGCUGAAGCUCGCUCUCCUGGAGCAGAACUUUUUACCCACAACUGAUGCCAAACUGACGAAGCAGCAGCUCGUACUAGCGCGGGACAUCCUGGAGAUCGGCGCCCAGUGGGCGAUCCUGAAGAAAGACAUCCCGUCCUUCGAGAGAUACAUGGCGCAGCUCAAAUGCUACUACUUUGACUACAAGGAGGAGCUCCCGGAAUCGGCCUAUAAACACCAGCUCCUCGGCCUCAACCUCCUCUUCCUCCUGUCCCAGAACCGCGUGGCCGAGUUCCACACCGAGCUGGAGAGGCUUCCGGCCAAGGAGAUCCAGGCCAACGUCUACAUCAAGCACCCCGUGUCCCUCGAGCAGUACCUGAUGGAGGGAAGUUAUAACAAGGUGUUCCUGGCCAAGGGGAACAUCCCGGCGGAGAGCUACACCUUCUUCAUCGACAUUCUGCUGGACACCAUCAGGGAUGAGAUCGCGGGAUGCAUCGAGAAGGCGUAUGAGAAGAUCCUGUUUAACGAGGCCACGAGGAUGCUCUUCUUCAACACCCCCAAGAAGAUGACGGAUUACGCCAAGAAGCGAGGCUGGGUCCUGAGCCCCAACAACUACUACAGUUUCAGCAGCCAACAGCACAACCCGGAGGAGGCCACGAUACCGUCCACGGAACUAGCCAAACAGGUCAUCGAGUAUGCCCGCCAGCUGGAGAUGAUCGUCUAGCGCCAGCCGCGGCCCCCGCGCUCUCCUCCUCGGCUCUCCUGGACUUUCUGCCCGUGUCGGCUUUUUUAUGUUAUUUGUGGGGUUUUUGUAUAAUAUUACGCGCCGUGGCUUUGUGGGCUUGCGCAGGCACGAGGCCGCUCCUGAGGAGUGGAAAGGAUUCUUUGGCCUCGCGUCACCGGAUCGUACGCAGGAGCCCAGCCAGCCCCCUCGGGGGGGGGGGCGACACGCUGGGGUAUUCGGGGUGCGGGUUGCGCGUGUGAUGAUGUCAUGGACCCGGUGACUACGGCACUGCGCGGGUCCCACGGCGCAUGCAGAGGUUGUAUCACGCGUAUAAUAAACGGAGUAUCUCAA
Messenger RNA from Spea bombifrons (plains spadefoot toad), 1231 nucleotides. RefSeq names its product proteasome 26S subunit, non-ATPase 8 (gene PSMD8). Bases 59 to 880 code for a protein of 273 amino acids. Gene Ontology annotation, biological process: proteasome-mediated ubiquitin-dependent protein catabolic process. The transcript has 7 exons. NCBI's taxonomy places the organism in Eukaryota, Metazoa, Chordata, Amphibia, Anura, Pelobatidae. The record is from RefSeq and is a predicted model, not a curated record. Gene Ontology annotation, cellular component: nucleus; proteasome regulatory particle, lid subcomplex; proteasome regulatory particle.